AUGGCCUCUCUCGCAAAGACUAUCGUAGGCACCGGCCUGACAUCCGGCCUCGGUUUCGAAGCUCUCAAGCAGCUGCUCGAACAGGCCCAGCCUUACAAGAUUAUCCUCGGUGCUAGAAACACAUCUAGCACUCAAGCUGCAAUUGAUGGCCUCCAAUUCGACAAGGCAGCCAACGGCACAACUGUCUUGCCGCUGGAUUUGUCAGAUCUGAAGGGCGUCAAGUCCUUUGCUGAGCAGACGCUCGCUAAGCUGGGCCAGACUAAGAUCGAUUACUUGCUGCUGAACGCUGCCAUCACCAACAGUGCAGAGAAGCCGGGGCCGAAUGGCUCCAAAUGGUGCGAGGCGUACAUUGUGAACCAUCUCUCACAACAUUACCUUGUUCAUCUUCUUCGAGAGAAGCUGGUUGAGUCCAAGUCGCGCAUCGUGUUCGUCUCUUCGGGUGCGAUCCGUAGCGUGCCCGAUACUAGUGUUCUGGACAACGACCUCAAAGGCGGCUCAGGUGUAGGAGGGCGAACCAUCUACCCCGAGUCCAAGUUCACGCAACUUCUGGGUGCUCACUGGUGGCGGCGUCACCUCGCUGGCACGAACGACGUCGUUGCGGUUUCGCCCGGCUUGAUCCCUGGCACUGGACUUGGACGGGGCAACGGGAUGACUUUAAGUACUGACAUGCCGGACGCCAAAUCCGUCCCGGAAGGCGCACAGAGUAUUCUCCGCGCACUUACACGCACCGACAUACCCGAGGACCCGGAGCGGAUUUUCUUGACGAGUUGGGGUGAGUGGUGGGAGAAGAGCGUGUACGAAAACAGCCUGGAUAAGAGCCUCCAGGAUAAAUGGAGCCCCAGCAAGGAAGAGAUUGAGAAGGAGGAAGGUAUUUUAGCCUAA
Messenger RNA from Ilyonectria robusta, 882 nucleotides. RefSeq lists its product as uncharacterized. The record is from RefSeq and is a predicted model, not a curated record. Bases 1 to 882 code for a protein of 293 amino acids. Lineage: Eukaryota; Fungi; Ascomycota; Sordariomycetes; Hypocreales; Nectriaceae. The transcript is spliced from 5 exons.